This is a messenger RNA of Orussus abietinus, 2965 nucleotides long. It is a transcript of the gene mtg, whose product is annotated as bromodomain-containing protein DDB_G0280777. The coding region runs from base 201 to 1976 and encodes 591 amino acids. NCBI's taxonomy places the organism in Eukaryota, Metazoa, Arthropoda, Insecta, Hymenoptera, Orussidae. The record is from RefSeq and is a predicted model, not a curated record. Gene Ontology annotation, cellular component: extracellular region. The transcript is spliced from 8 exons. Gene Ontology annotation, molecular function: chitin binding.
GGGAGGCUCGACGCUCUGAAAGUACUCCGACUAAGGCCAAGUGGUUUCCUUCCUCGGGCAUAAGCUCGAUAUCAGUGACCGCGAGCACGAGGCACCUGUCGCGCGGACUCGAGAGUUCUCUCGGGUUUUAAAUUCGGCUCCGAAAGUCGGAGCCAGGCGGCAAGAUUUCCCCCUGACGACCGACGCCCGGACCAGCACCCAUGAAGAUCCCUACGACCUUGUUUCUCCUCGUGGUGGUCGGGUGCACAUGGCGGGAGACUGUAGGCACUUGUGUCCUGGAAUCGGAUUUUGGUUUCAUGCUUAACUGCGCCUUCAAAAAAUCCGGCCUCUUCCGAGUUCGAAACCUCGGGGGCGUCAAAGGCUACGUCGGCCUCGGAUUCUCCAUCGGGGAUGAGCUGGGAUUCCGAGACUCCUUGUCCAACCUAGAGAGCAGCAAGAGGAGGAGCGUCCAAGUGGGAAGAGGGAACGCGGUUCCCGUAGGAUCUCCCAUAGUCGCAAACCGGAAUGAUCCCCGACAGAUUCCACAGAGCACCCGAGUGGUUCCACCUUUCAAGCCUUUGCCACCGGGUGCAGCUCGUCCCAUGGCCCAGCAACCGGAACGUCAGCGAUUGGUGGUGCAACAAAAUCUGACUGCCCUGAAGACGAUGCCUGCACCUUCCUUGGUAGCGAUGCAAGAGGAGGCUUUCAGGCAGCAUCAGCGACUGCAGCAGGAGGAGAAGAUGCGGCUCCAGCAGCAUCAGCAGUUGCAGCAGCAACAUCAGCUGUUGCAACACCAACAGAUCCAGCAGCAGCAGUUACAGCAGCAGCAACAGCAGAGGCUGCAGCAGGAGGCGCUGGCCAUGCAGGUGCUGAAGCAACAGCAAAUGCAGCAGCAAGAGGCCAUGCGGCAACAGCAAAUGCAGAAACUCGCCCAGCAACAGCAGGCUGCUAUGAGGGUGCAGGGCUUGGCGCCGGCGACUUCCGGAAGGCUUCCGAACAUCAUCAUGGCUGUUGGACCUGGAAACAACGCGGUUGCUCAAAAUGUCGUUGCUCAAGUCCCAAAACCGGGGUCCGGAGUCGUCGCCGGGGAAAAUGGCUUACCUCCUUUCGUAGCGAUGCCGAAGUCCUCCGCUCAACUUACCGACAGAAUCAGCAACAGUCCGACUUUGUUGGAAGACUCGGUGAACGAAGUACCAAAGGACGACUCGUCUCAGUCACUCAUGCCAUCGGACGAGGCAGUGUCCACCGUCAAUCAGCUGACGCUUCGUUCCGUUCAACCAAUGGCCAAUUCCCUUCAGUCCAUCCAGUCGAUUCAGCAACAAGUCUCCCAGCAACAAUUUCAAAAGCUGCAGCCCGCGAUCCCAUCCCUUCCCUCUCUUGAACCUAUUCAUGGCAUGGAGACGUCCUUGAAAGCUCUAGCAGACGCCAGCAACAUCACUUUGGAGGCCCUUGAAACUGCCAUUUUGUUGAGGCAGCAACAGCUGAUGCAGAAGCAACAGGGACCCACGACGACCACCACCACAACCACCACGACCACCCAUGCUCCUAUUAAGAGCAAGAACAAUUACGCGGGGGCGACCAAAGUCAUGAACGCGCCUCGGGAGUAUUAUCCUGUGGGGUAUGACAAGAAUUUCGACGACAACUUUGCCAGUCGGGUCGACCUUCCUGAAACGAGCUUUUAUUGCGGCGAUCAGAAACACUUCCCUGGUCUUUAUGCCGACGAGGAUCUGGGAUGCAUGGUUUUCCACGUGUGCGCUCUGACGGACGAUGGACUGAUCAUGAAGAGUUUUCUAUGCCCAGAGUCUACUCUCUUUGAUCAAACUAUCUUGAAGUGCAAUUGGUGGUUCUACGUCGAUUGCAAGACUUCAAAGUCACUGUACGACAGCAACAUUCCUAUCAGCAAGAGUUAUCAGCUCAUGAAGGCGUUGGCGUUCUUCUCGGCGUACAAAAAUCACGACAAUGGAACCGCCGAGGCGACCAAAAGCGACAAAUCUUGAAAGUCGGAAAGAUGUAGAAGGUUCCUUGACGAGAUUUUAGUCCCAGGGAAGGUUUCAUGUCGGAUUAUGUUUUCUGUUAAGAAACCUCGAAUGGCGGUAGGACGCCCUUUGGUUUCCGACGAUGUAAGAGAAAAGUACUUGAGCAAGUUUUGCUCACCGGGUUCGAAGGUGCGAAUCGCUCGUAGAAACGGCGAUUCGAUCUCCAAUUAACCCGGUAUCUAAUCAAAACGAGGUUUUCGCACCUGUGGUACUAUCGCUAAAGAAUAAUUAGUGACAGUCUCACGAGUUACGGCGAUGCUUAAAAAGAUCUAGUUUAUCAUAAGACCCCGCUCAGGGCCUUGCCUUAAACGUAAGAGUGUACAUAUAUUUAUUUAAAUAGAUUUUAAGUUACGUCGAAUACCUUCUAGAGGUUGAUUAAAAAUAUUGACAAAGGUAUUGCAAAGGUUUGCGACGUUCGGCAUGAUUGGUGCGGUAGAAUCAGAAAUAGAAAUAACGAAUAUGCAUGGCACGUCGUGUAUUAAUAAUUUUUUAAAUCCAGACGGGAAAUAUGCGACGUUCGUGGCGUGAUUAAAAGGGGAUUUAAGUUUUAUACGAAAAGAAGUAUGUAAUCUUUCGGGACACGGGACGAUAAGCUGUCGCUUUGAACUACCUUUGUCGAGGUCACUUUGUAAAUAGUUGAUACGUCUUGUUGAAUUGUUAAUUUUUCAUACAAACUGCGUUGACGCUGCGUUUACUACCCUGUACGUACCUCUCCGUUGAAUACCUUCUACGUCGUUACAGUAACGAAUAGUUAAACGAUUUUGUGAUAAAUAUUUAUCGACACUCGUUACCUCGACGUGGUAUCGGGUUUUCAGGAUUUCUGUUCAACGUUGAAACGGGAGUAACAGAUAAGCACUUCUUUCCGAAACCUUAGCGAUAAGGUGGAGAUACCUGCACAUCGUUGGCACGCGAAAAAUUCUGUAACUUAUAAAUUUCCACUUUUAUGAAAA